CCGUGAGAAUCCGCGAAAAUGUGCCAGCUACCUCGGAAACACGAACACCAUAUACAUGUAUACGGGUCUGGAAUAACGCGAUUGGCCAGUACCAGUGGGGUACGCGUUAUGGCGUCCAAACGAUAUACGUUCUUAUUGGAUCCUGAAACGCGUGACUCCUGUACUCGGCAUACCUGGGACGGUGCGCCGAACCUCGGCUAACCUAAACUCUCGCUCCUGAAACUUGGCUAGAGCGACAGUGCUUUACGCUCGUUGUUUUUACGUUCGCUGAUUGAACGACGUUAGGGAGAAGAAAUUCCGUGUCAAGAGUAGUGUUCUUAGAAGAAAUGCUACGUUCAACGUUGUUAGGAGAAAUGCUACGCGUCGAACGGCUUGGAACUCGUUUGGCUAGCACUUCGGCAGCCGCAAGAACGACUAAACCGGGAGAACUGUUAGACUCGAUUAUAAGAGUAGAUCAUGCCGGGGAAUUAGGAGCCGAUAGAAUAUAUGCUGGACAGAUGGCUGUCUUAGGUAGAACACCGGUCGGUCCAACUAUUCAGCGCAUGUGGGACGAAGAGAAGAGACAUCGCGCGAAAUUCGAAGAUUUGAUCAGACGAUAUCGUGUGAGGCCCACCGUCCUAACACCUGUAUGGAACGUCGCCGGAUUUGUGCUUGGAGCCGGUACAGCGCUCAUGGGAGAGAAAGCAGCUAUGGCUUGCACCGUGGCCGUCGAAACAGUAAUUACGGAACAUUACAACGAUCAGCUGCGGACGUUGAUGGAAUCCGGUGAGAAAAUAGACGAAGAGAUAUUGGAAACGAUUAAGAAGUUCCGCGACGAAGAGCAAGAACAUCACGACACCGGUAUAAAUCACGGUGCGGAGCAAGCACCGUUCUACGAAGCUUUGUCAAAUGUUAUUAAGUUCGGUUGUAAGGCCGCUAUAUCCAUAUCUAAAGUCGUGUAAUCAGCGUAGCAGGAAUAUGUAAUUCUUAGGUGUGUUAGUUCGUGAAUAUUAAAAUAAGUCUUGUCGUUCUGUGACGUAUCCCAA
Ceratina calcarata is the source of this 1025-nucleotide messenger RNA. RefSeq names its product ubiquinone biosynthesis protein COQ7, mitochondrial (gene Coq7). Bases 327 to 941 code for a protein of 204 amino acids. Gene Ontology annotation, molecular function: 3-demethoxyubiquinol 3-hydroxylase activity. The transcript has 3 exons. Gene Ontology annotation, biological process: ubiquinone biosynthetic process; regulation of reactive oxygen species metabolic process; determination of adult lifespan. Gene Ontology annotation, cellular component: nucleus; mitochondrial inner membrane. NCBI's taxonomy places the organism in Eukaryota, Metazoa, Arthropoda, Insecta, Hymenoptera, Apidae. The record is from RefSeq and is a predicted model, not a curated record.